This is a messenger RNA of Zophobas morio, 818 nucleotides long. Its product is annotated as cytospin-A-like. Gene Ontology annotation, cellular component: filamentous actin; microtubule organizing center. The transcript is spliced from 10 exons. Gene Ontology annotation, molecular function: protein binding. Lineage: Eukaryota; Metazoa; Arthropoda; Insecta; Coleoptera; Tenebrionidae. The record is from RefSeq and is a predicted model, not a curated record. Gene Ontology annotation, biological process: actin cytoskeleton organization. Bases 367 to 801 code for a protein of 144 amino acids.
AACAGUUUUAAGGACCAAUUAUAAGAGCCUCAUUGUUUUUUAAUAGAAAAAAUUAAGGAAAACUUUACUUUGCUAAUUCAAUCCUGCUACGGGAUUGGCUGCAACAUUACUGUAACUGAAAAUGAUUUGUUGAGAGCUGAGACUAUAGAACCUUUUCUUUGUUUAAUACAACGCAUACUGAAAGAAGGAGUACUGAGGGGAGCGAAGCUGACAGAAAAGAAAAGCCCACCUCUUGAUGCUUGUCAGAAUUGUAACAGGAGCCUCGAUAAGCCGUAUUAUAUUCUUCAACACUUGACGAUUUGCAAAAACUGCAUUGAAAAUGAGUACAUUCAGUUCUUAUAUUAUGGAAUAAAUAUUUCGGAUAUAAUGGAAAAAAAAAGUGAUAACCGACCCAUAAAGCCGACGCCCAAAAAAGAAUUCAGCGUGAAAGAUAAUAUUUUUAAACAGAAAGAUAAAGGGUCUCCCUCCUCAAAAAAAUCGUACGGCUCGGAGAGCCCCAAGGUCCCCGGAAAGCUCGAUAAUUUACUGCGUUGGGCACAAUUGAGAACGGUUGGUUUCAACGUUCCCAUUGAAAAUUUGACGACCUCGUGGAACGACGGGUUAGCCUUUUGCGCUUUACUUUCAUCGCUGGGGCUUGAGGACGAGAUCCACUUUCACACGUUAAGUAAAAAUGAUAAAAGGCAUAAUUUACAAUUGGCUUUCACAGUCGCUGAGAAAAAUGGAGUUGCACCUAUGCUUGACGUAGACGACAUGUGCUCAACAUCUAUAUAUAUUAGCAUGGCUUACUUGAAAACUCAUUAGGAUGUCCCCGACAAGAU